Molecule: messenger RNA, 360 nt
Organism: Menidia menidia (Atlantic silverside)
Lineage: Eukaryota; Metazoa; Chordata; Actinopteri; Atheriniformes; Atherinopsidae
Source: the annotation of a GenBank genome assembly
GAAACACUGGCUUGCGUCAAGAAUAGCUUUCUCUGGUACAAUAGAAAGAAUGACGUUACACUAUUGUCCCACACAUGUACCAGCUGUGCUGCCAAGGCUCACCCAAAGAACAUUUUUAAGGCAGCCAUGGCUUCCAUUACAGUGGGCAUACCCAUGGAGAGGGUAGCAUUUGAUCUGAUGGGACCACUGAAUGAUACUGAGAGACACAAUCACUAUAUCCUUAUAGAAUUGAAAACCUGCUUCAUCACCAGUCCGGAGUGCCACUUAGCAGAAGAUUUUUGCCGAUAUGGCAGAAAUGUGUCACAGGGACUGGGAUGUGAUGAUCCCGUGUGUCGUUGCGGCUUAUUGAGCAACCGGAUG